UUUUUGUCUGUGACUCUGUGGCUAAAGUCAAUUUCUGAAAGGUCAGAGAAUUGUGAUUCCGGUUGGAAUAAAAAUUAUUAAAAUUGUUUACAUAAUAUCAGCAACUAUUUCCUUGGAAGUUUAUAAGAAUUAUGUGUUCAUAAAUUGAUAAUUAACGUUUCGUAAUGGUUUUCGAGUCUUUACCCCGUACGGUUCGCAUACUCUUGCUUGGAGAACCUGGAGUGGGAAAAACUUCGCUUAUUCUUUCUUUAGUGACUGAAGAAUUCUCAGAACAUGUACCACCUAAAGCUGAAGAAAUCACAAUCCCUGCUGAUGUCACCCCAGAACAAGUGCCAACCAACAUUGUGGAUAUCUGCAUGGCUGAGCAAACGUUAGAUCAAAUUGGUGAAGAAAUUGAAAAGGCUCAUGUUAUAUGCAUAGUGUUUUCGGUUGAAAAACAAGAAACGCUGAAUAAGAUUGCUUCAUACUGGUUACCGUUUGUAAGGGAAAACUGCCCAGACGACCACAGGAAGCCAGUCAUUCUUGUUGGGAAUAAGAUAGAUUUGAUUGAUUAUUCUGUUAUUGAUCACAUAUGGGACAUAGCUGAAGAGUAUCCAGAAGUGGACCGUUGCAUAGAAUGCUCAGCAAAAACACUUACAAAUGUCUCGGAAAUGUUCUACAAUGCACAAAAAGCGGUGCUACACCCUAUCACACCCAUUUAUUCCAUUGAAGAACAAGAGCUGACAGAAAAAUGUAAAAAGGCCCUUUCAAGAAUAUUCAAGAUCUGUGAUCUAGAUGGCGAUGGACUUAUGGAUGAUUAUGAGAUUACAUUAUUCCAAAGAAAAUGCUUUGAUACUCCACUGCAAUUACAGGUUUUAGAUGAAGUAAAAUCUGUAAUAGCCCAGAACAUUGCUGGGGGCAUAGAGAAUGAUUGUAUCACAAUGAAAGGCUUUAUAUUUUUACAUUGCCUGUUCAUACAACGGGGGAGGAAUGAGACAACUUGGACAGUUCUCCGCAAGUUUGGAUAUGAUGAAUCCUUAGAAUUGAUGCACAGCUAUUUGUAUGCAAACAUCAAAAUACCGUCUGGUUGUACAUCAGAGCUCUCAUACAAAGGCCAGCAGUUUUUGACGCAACUGUUUGAAAAAUACGACAGGGAUAAGGAUGGCAUGCUCAAUCCAACUGAAUUGAAAAAUGUGUUCUCAAGCUGCCCUAGAAUCCCUUGGCACAAUUUGAGAUACACUGUACCUACAAAUGAAAAGGGAUACCUGACGCUGCAAGGCUGGAUGUGUCGCUGGACACUGAUGACGCUUAUGGAUCUACAGAACACAAGUGCCUAUUUAGCCUACCUGGGUUUUAACUUCCUUGAAAACGAGUCACAAAAAGCUGCAAUACACAUAACCCGUGAGAAAAAGGUGGACAUUGCCAAGAAACAGUCGAGCCGCAACGUGUACCAGUGCCACGUCAUCGGCCCGAGGGCGUGCGGGAAAACUGCCAUUUGCCGGAGCUUCCUUGGCAUCGCACAUAAGAAAAUUAAACCAACCCAAGAGCGCGGAAGUGGCGACAGCACCGACAACUGCUGCAUCAACACGGUCCAAGUGUACGGCCAAGAGAAGAACCUCGUGCUCAAGGAGAUACCCAUCGCGCGCGUGUCGGACUCGCUCAACCCCAGCGAGGUCAACUGCGACGUCGCUUGUUUGGUUUAUGAUGUAUCCGCCAGCCGCUCGUUCGAGUACAUCGCGAGGAUAUACAUUAAAUAUUUCGCGGAGAGCCACAUCCCCGUGCUGAUCGUGGGCACCCGCAGCGACGUCCCCGUCCGGCAGGAGUACAUCCUGCAGCCCGAGGUGUUCUGCAGCAAGUACCAGCUGCUGCCGCCGCAGAGCUUCGCCGUGCGCGAGAACCGCCGCGACGUGUUCGUCAAGCUCGCCACCAUGGCCGCCUUUCCUCAAUUUCAAGCUGCUUGGAUUUUAUUCAGCAAACGCAGACACUUGAAGCACUUCGCAAGUUUCGCCGGCGAGAACUCCUCGUGGUGGAAGGCGGGGAUCGGGGUCGCGGCCGCCACCGUCAUGGGCCUCGUGCUUAUCAAGAUGUUCAACUUCCAGAAACGAUAACUGCCACCUCUGAGGCCGCUGUCCCACCGACGAUUACCUAGCGAGAGUAGAGACAUUCACUUACAGAUAGAGUGUUUGCGAAGAGUUUCCGAAAAUUUGGAAAAGUUCUCAGAAAUUUCAAGAAAAUUUCUUGUGAAAUACUUUCAUUUUGGAAAUGGAAAAUUUCGAUUCCCAUACAAAAAUAUGAGAAGUUGCCGAAAUUAUUCCAUGUAGGUAGAUCGCAAUUUUUGGGUACCUUUCGGACGGCACAUCGUUAGGGGCAUAAAUUCCAGAAAAAUGUCGGGUACGUGACGCUGUUUUUUAACACUAGGUAAAGCCGAUAAUUGGCAUGAUAACGUUUGAUAACUUAGCUUUAAAUUAAACGGUAUAUAUACAGAUUUCUGCAGGUUAUAAACUUAUUAGGUAGCUGCCAUACGCGUCACGUCCCAGUAGACAUUUUUGGGAAUCCCUCAUUACACUCACUUCUUCGGGUAUUUUUCUCUCGUGCUGCUCGGAGCAGCUAAUGGCGCUAAGCGCGAAAAUCGUUAUCCACAAACCAGUAAUGUAGAUUUUUUCAUACCUGUUAUGAUGUCACGAACACGGGAACAUUUUAUUUUAGUGACAGGGAACUACUUGUUUGAGCUUAGGUUAAACUUUGGACAAUAAAUUAUGUCGCAAUUAGGCGUUUCUAUUGUGGCAACAAACCUUAGGCAAAUUCUUCUCUUGAAAUAAGCGCGAUUAAAUGAGGUUCGGUGUCUGGCACCUAUAUAAGACAUGCAAACUACGUGCAUUUGAUCAAUUACGGUUUGUGGUUAUCACUAACUGCUCUCCGAAAGGCGUUGCCGUACCUACGCUGACGACGCGUAUGACGCGCAAACUUGACAAUCCUAAAUCGGUUUUGUUAGACAGUGGUGCUAAUGUGCGUAGGUAUAUAUUAAUUUCGCGGCAGAGUCGGAAGAAAUAGAACAAGAGAGUUCACGCCGGCAAUCUGCAACUGUCUGCCAGAACUACGAUUCUUGAGUUAGAUAUAAUAGCGUUAAUUGCAUUAGUCGGUUCCUUCCUCGUCGGUGGUGGGAUAGCUGCCUAUACAGUUGUAUUAGAUCAUCAUCUAUGAAUAGAGUGCAUCUCACACCAAAGACAUAGUUACAUUUGCUUCCUGCAGCUUAAUAUAAUACACAGUAUUUUGUUUUUUAAAUGUAAAUAAAGUUUUAUUUAUUCCUG
Molecule: messenger RNA, 3287 nt
Organism: Cydia splendana
Lineage: Eukaryota; Metazoa; Arthropoda; Insecta; Lepidoptera; Tortricidae
Gene: Miro
Product: mitochondrial Rho GTPase
Exons: 12
Coding region: 165-2087 (640 amino acids)
Biological process (GO): small GTPase-mediated signal transduction; mitochondrion organization
Cellular component (GO): mitochondrial outer membrane
Molecular function (GO): GTP binding; calcium ion binding; GTPase activity
Source: RefSeq, a predicted model, not a curated record